Molecule: messenger RNA, 5788 nt
Organism: Oreochromis niloticus (Nile tilapia)
Lineage: Eukaryota; Metazoa; Chordata; Actinopteri; Cichliformes; Cichlidae
Gene: sorcs3b
Product: sortilin related VPS10 domain containing receptor 3b
Exons: 28
Coding region: 198-3938 (1246 amino acids)
Cellular component (GO): membrane
Molecular function (GO): protein binding
Source: RefSeq, a predicted model, not a curated record
UCACCGUCGGUGCGUUUGUCUGAUGCGCAGCGCCUCCCAAACUGGUCCCUCACUUUGACAAAUUCUUGGACGUGAGCGGGUCUCCUGAAUGGCUUCUUGCUCAUAAAGAUGAUGCCUUGAAUAUUUUAGAAGUUGAACAGCUCUGCCGCUCUCUGUAUUUUCCCCCCACUGGUGGACUGUCAGUUUGGAAGACCACAAUGGGACUUUGGUCAUUUUGGGGGUUUUCUCUUUUGGCUUUGGUGUUGCUCUUCCCCUUUCACCCCAAGUUUGUGGCUCGCGCGGAAAUAAGUUUUUCCACAAAACUCGACAGAUUUUAUCGACAGGAUGUAACGCCACUGGACGCACGUGUGGCCAGAAAAUCGGCGGAAAUCAAAGUCUCACUGAAAAUCGACAAUAACACGAAAGUUUUUAGCGCGUUUGAAACAAAUACAGCCGGGGCUUUGAAACGAAACCAUGGCCAGCAAGUGUGGAAUGAAACACAGAGUGGAAAUGAGGCACCGAUCGACAUCAAAACAAACUAUAGCAGCGGUCUCAACAUACCCGAUAAAAAGUAUGAUAACAUUUUCGAGGACAAAGAAGGACGAUUCAAAGCGAAUAUAAUGUUAGAAAAUACAUUUUCUGCCGGAAGAAAGAAGGCAAAGAGGAGUGUGGGCGCAACAUACAACGAAAACGUGGAUAGGAGUAUAAGUGGAGAAGCGUAUUCAAGAGAGAGAUUCGUGCAAACUGUCCAAGGUGUUUCCAGCGCAAGACCCGAGUACCGGCGCAGCGGGGAGGAAGCAAGAGUGUCAAACCCGAGACAGAACGAACCUCACCUGGACACUUCUACUUUUGCUCUGUCGGGAGACUCGGCACACAACCAGGCUAUGGUGCACUGGUCCGGGCACAAUAGCAGCGUGAUCCUGAUCUUGACUAAGCUCUAUGACUUCAAUCUGGGGGGUGUUACCGAGAGCUCACUCUGGAGAUCCACUGAUUAUGGGAGCACCUACACCAAACUCAACGACAAAGUGGGUUCAAGGACAGUUUUAAGUUACCUCUACGUCUGCCCUACCAACAAACAGAAGAUAAUGGUGCUUAGUGACCCAGAAGUAGAGAGUGCUGUUCUCAUCAGUUCAGAUGAAGGGGCGAGCUUUGAAAAGCAUCCCAUUAACUUCAACAUCCUGAGCCUGCUCUUCCAUCCCGCGCAGGAGAACUGGAUGCUCGCCUAUAGUCAUGACAGCAAGCUGUACAGUUCGAUGGACUUUGGGAGGAAAUGGCAGCUUGUUCAUGACAACGUGAUGCCAGGCAGAUUCUACUGGGCGGUAAUGGGGCUGGACAGAGAAUCAGAUGUGGUCCACAUUGAGACGCGCAUCGGAAAAGGCCGUGCUCAGUAUGUGAAGUGCAGAGCCCAGCGAUGCACAGAAGGCAACAGACAGUACCUCUUCCCUGGACACGUAGACACCAACUCACUCGUUGUACAGGAUGAAUAUGUUUUCACACAGGUAACCAAGUCAGGACGAGCCAGCUACUUUGUCUCCUACAUGAGAGAAUCAUUCAAGCGGAUGAAAUUACCUAAAUAUUGUCUGCCAAAGGACAUGCAUAUUAUCAGCACAGAUGAGAAGCAGGUAUUUGCUGCUGUCCAAGAGUGGAAUCAGAACAACACUUACAGCCUGUAUAUCUCAGACUCUCCCGGGGUCUACUUUAUCCUUUCAUUAGAGAACCUGAGAACCAUCAGAGGACCUGCGGGUAAUCUACUAGUGGACUUUUAUAAGGUUGAGGGGAUAAAUGGCAUGUAUCUUGCCAACAAACUGGUGGAUAAUUACAUAAAGACUUUCAUCACAUACAACAAGGGGCAAACAUGGUCCCUGCUGCCAGCUCCUGCCACUGAUGUGGCUGGAAAUAACCUUCACUGCAUUCUGCCAUUUUGCUCACUGCAUCUUCAUCUGGAGAUGUCAGAGAAUCCUUACACAUCCGGACCAAUCACCAGCAAAAAGUCUGUUCCAGGAAUCAUUGUGGCUACAGGGAAUAUUGGAACAGAGCUGUCCUCCACCAACCUUGGGAUGUUUAUAACAUCUGACGCAGGAAAUAGCUGGAGACAGAUUUUUGAUGAAGAGUACAACGUUUGGUUUCUUGACAAUGGAGGAGCUUUGUUGGCGGUAUUGCAAGCAGCGGCGCCAAUUCGACACCUAUGGAUCAGUCUAGAUGAAGGAAAGAAAUGGGACCGCCACAGCUUCUCCUUGGCUCCUCUGUAUGUGGAUGGAGUUUUAAUGGAGCCAGAGUCUGACAAUCAUAUUAUCACUUUCUUUGGGCACUUCAGCCAUCGGUCAGAGUGGCAACUGAUUAAGAUUGACUACAAAGGCCUCUUUAGCAGGAGAUGCAUGGAUGGAGAUUAUCAGACAUGGUACCUGCACAACAAGGGAGAGCUCUGUGUGAUGGGUGAGAAGCAGAUCUAUAUGAAGCGCAGGCCAGGCAACCGUUGCAUGCUGGCCCAAGACUAUUCCAGGAUCUAUUCCUCAGAGCCAUGCCCCUGCACAGCUUAUGAUUUUGAAUGUGAUUAUGGAUGGGAGCGCCAGGCAGAUGGGAAUUGCUCCCCUGCUUUUUGGUUUAAUCCAAACGGUGCGGCUAAAAGCUGCAGCACCAGCCAAAGCUUCCUUAACAGCACAGGGUAUCGGAAGGUUUUGUCCAAUAAUUGUAAGGAGGCAGGGAGGAAUGUGUACUCGCCCAGGAGGCAGCCGUGUCGUCCCAGAGCACCCCGAGGCCUCCAGCUGUCCACCAGUCAGGGAGAGCUCAGUUCCCCUGUUGGAAGCAACGUUACUUUUAUGGUGUCCCUCAAUGAGGGAGACUCGCUGAGGACCAGCAUCCAGCUAGACUUUGGAGAUGGCAUCAAGAUCACGUACUCUAACCUGAGCAGGGCGGAUGAUGGCAUCAAGCACAUCUACAGAACGACUGGGAUUUACCGCGUGACAGCUACUGCAGAAAACAGCCACGGAUCUGACAGCAGCACACUGUUUUUACACAUCACCAGUCCACUAGAGCGCGUGUAUCUCUCCGCUCCCAUUGUAGCCAUCAGGGGGAAGGAGGCUAAUCUGACUGCAGUGGUUUGGCCGAGCCACACCAGAACAUUGACCUUCUUCUGGUGGUUUGACAACAGCUCUGAGCCCAUUAUAACCUUGGAGGGAAGCAUCUCACACACAUUUCAGAGCGAAGGAAAAAGCAAGGUCACGGUCCAGGUUGCUUCUGGGAGCACUGUAAUGCAGGAUUCAAAAGUUAUAACUGUUAAAGAGUUCUUCAGGUCACUGCUGUUGUCGUUUUCGCCAGCGCUUGAUGAGCACAAUCCUGACAUCCCCGAAUGGAGGGAGGACAUAGGCCGUGUGGUGCGGACAGCUCUAUCACAGGUGUCUGGGAUUCAUGAAGAUCAGCUGCUGGUGUCUCUGUAUCCAGGGCUUCCAACUACAGCAGAGCUCUUUAUUCUGCCUGAUGAGCAGACAUCUACUGAGCACAAGAGAGGGAGCGAAGAGGCUCUUGAGACGAUAUCAAAUAUUUUUGUCACUGCCCUGAACCAAGGCCUGAUCCAGUUUGAACUGAAAGCUGACAUUCGCAUUAUUGUGUACAUGACUCAGCAAACUCUGGCACCACUUGUGGACUCAAACUCACUUCCCAGUGGGUCGGCCAUGCUAAUGCUGCUCAUCGUGGUGUUUGUUGGUUUAGCUGCAUUCUUCAUCUACAAGUUCAAAAGGAAAAUCCCUUGGAUCCACGUCCAGACUGAGGACAGCCAUGAGAAGGAGCCAGAAGUGAUAAGCACAGUCGGUCAGAAUGACACCAUGUCCAAGGUCAAGCUCAGUGAGUUUCCCUCCCAGAAAGAACUCAUGGAAAAAGAGCUGGAGGCGAGGAACAUAGGUGGAAUUGGCAGAAAUAUGGAGAGAAUUGUUACAAGGGAAUUUCCAAACUGUACUAAUGUCUAAGACAUGAGCUUUGUUACAGAAAUAAGUAUCUAGUUUACAAUACCAGAUGAUAAAGAUGAAUCCACUGAGCCAGACUACAGGGCCUCUAGUUUGGGGACAGUUAACUGCUGAAAUGUGUUAAUAAGUGCAGCAACAAGCAAAAAGUAAGUGGUGUCAACACUCCCUCGCUCUUUACCACAUGCCAUGGAUCCUACAUUGCUAAUAUGAACAUUAUUAAUAUUAUGAAUAUUCAGAUGAUGUUGUGUUGCUUUAAAUAUGGUUUUACUCCUUUUGUAUAGUAUUUGGGAAAUACAUUAGAAAACAAAUACCCCAGAAGCUUUGGUAGGUGCCCUUCUAUAGAAAACAGUGUUAGGAAUAUAUGAGUAUAAUGUUCAUACGAAGGAGGAUAUCAUUAAUGGAGAGGUUAGUACAAGAGAGAGGAUGGAUAAGCUUUACUAUAGUUUGUAAACUCAACAUUGAUUUCUCAGUGGUUGUCGUAAGGAGACAGCCCUCUGGGAAUAUUAGAAUACUACUAAACAGGGCUGGAAAAUACUGAUUCCAUGUAAUAAAAAGGUUCUGCUGCAUUCAUAUUUAUCUCUAUCAUACUAAUUUGACUAAAAAUGAUAAACUCUGUCAAUUACAAUAUUUUGUUUUAUUCAUACUUUUUAUUUACUUUUUCCUCUUUUUUACAUCCUGAAGAGCCGUGUCCACACAGGGAGCAUUUCAUGCAUCUGAAACCAACAGUUCAUUGCUAGCGAUCAUUCCAGGCUCUGGUUGCCUUGGUUAUGCUCUAAAAUAUUGAUUACCAGGUUGUAAGUCAAUCACCGGCAUCCUGUGCUCUCUCUGGUAGUCACUUCAAUCAAUUGCCUCAAUUUUGAGAAAAGUUUAUAUUGGACUUGCCCACUUUGCUUUGUCAGCAGUUUUAUCGAUCUAUAGUCACUUGAGGUUGACUCUGUGGUUUCUGGUCGCCGGACUGCUGAGAAUCACUUGUUGUGUGGACACAGCUGUAAUGGAUAGUCAACCCAUCUAACAAAGACUUGCAUGAUGGGGCAGAUUACAUUUUGCUCUUCCUUCAUAACAGCUCAGUCGCACUAGUAUAAAACUAGCACUGCAACCCCAUUGUGACUAUGAAAAAUUGGUGGUUGCCUGGUGAUUGCAUCAGAUUUUUUUUGCAUUUGCCGACCAAUUGCAAGUAAGAGAAGCAGAAGUUGAGCAUGCGACACCUUCGACCUUUGUCUCUAAACAAUCAUGGCCUGACUCAGACUGAGUGCAGUCACUUUCAGACAGGUUAGCAAAGGUUUGCAAAAGACUGCAGUCUAAUUUAUAAACACAGACAGAUUGCAACACAUUGCAAUCAGUCUGAGUCAGUCUGCACCAGUGAGCACAACUCAUCUGCGACGCAUCUCUUUGAAAUAGGAGACAUGACUCAACUGGUUGCCAACAAGUUGUAUUCUGGUUAUAUCUCUAUAUGAAAGCAAGGUUGCUGACCAUCUCUGUAAUUUUGCAGCAAUGAUGUCACUAUUUAUGGAGGAAUGUCUGUUUCAGAUCUGUGAGGUUCUGGCUGAACUCUGUAAAUAGUUUGUGUGAAUUUCCGUUUAAUGUGAAUUUCUGUGUAUGUAGAGCCAGCUACAUUCAAACUGAAAGCAGACUGAUAGCAGACUGACUCCAUCUUUUUGCCGUUUUAUUGCUGUCUUCAUGCACCAAAGGCAACUGACUGCGAGUGGUUGCAAACCUGGUCCCUGUCUUUGAAACAAUCAUUUCAGGUGACAAGAUCAUCAUUGUACACAGUCUCAGUAAUUUUGGCUCACGUCACUGUUUUCCUGAGUGUGACUAUAAUAUAAGACAAAAAUAUAAUUGAUUUUUUGAUUAUU